Messenger RNA from Terrapene triunguis (Three-toed box turtle), 1272 nucleotides. Its product is annotated as zona pellucida-binding protein 2-like. Gene Ontology annotation, cellular component: zona pellucida receptor complex; extracellular region; acrosomal vesicle. The record is from RefSeq and is a predicted model, not a curated record. Lineage: Eukaryota; Metazoa; Chordata; Testudines; Emydidae. The transcript is spliced from 9 exons. Gene Ontology annotation, biological process: binding of sperm to zona pellucida; acrosome assembly. The coding region runs from base 1 to 1272 and encodes 423 amino acids.
AUGAACCAGCUCAUCUAUGGGAAGGAAAAUGAGAUGGUUUAUGUCUUCAUCCGCAUUAACAGUGCAGGGACAGUCCUGCCCUGCUCCUCUGAACAGCUGGGGACAAAGACGUGGAUGGAUCAAGUUUACAACUGGACCAAGGACACUGGGCAGGAAAUUCAAGAUUCCAAAUAUUGCUCCAUACUGGAGAAUGGAUCCCUAGCCUUCAAGGACUUCGGCCCAGAGCAGUCUGGAAUCUACAAAUGCAGUGUCUCCUAUUCCAAAGAGGGCAAGCGCUACACAAAGCACUUCCAUUUCUUUGUCAGGGCUUAUCACAGGCCAGACAGGAGUGUGGAGAUCCGGUCUGCGUUUUACGCUCCUCUCUGCAGCUCAGCAACCAACAGCAUCUACAUCCACAGCUUUCUGGAGCAUCUGAAUGGGCUAGUGAGGAAUCUGAGCUGUGAGGUCUUUGAAAAAUACACUAAGUGCAUCUGGCCCUCGCAGGAAAGGAACCACUCUGAAGUAUGGAUGACUGUGCUGAUGUUUCCUUAUGGAGUCAUGUGGGAAAUUCAUUGCCCGCCAGAAAGUAUGAGCAAAAACUGUGAACAAGACAUCGAGGAUCGCUCUAAAGAGGCCUAUGAGAGAAUUCAUCGCUCCAUCGAGGUGCUGAAUGAGUUUCAGAUCCGUGAGGGGAAUCUGCCUCCUUUGCACUACAAAGCUGGGUCACUUCUGGCCUAUAAGGUGGAUCAUUGUAAGCCAGGGUUCGGUAAAAUUAACACUACAGACGGGUGUUCCAACUGUUGCAUUGCUUGUUCCCCAGGGCUGUACAGCUCACUGAAUACAGUCACAUGUGCCACUUGCCCCCUGGGUUCUUACAAUGAGCAUUAUGGGAAGACAGAGUGUGAGACCUGCACAAGGAGCUUGGUGACCUAUCACAAAGGGGCUACAUCCAGUGAAGACUGCGUCCCUGCCAUCUCGCGUCUGGUGCUGCUGCUGUGUGUAUUCACCUUUGGAGUCACACCAUCCAUCCUCUUUGUUUCAGUGUACAUUGUCAUGCGAUUGUUUUUUCCUCGGACAAAGUUGGGCAAAGCCCUGCUCCACAAGGAGCUGGAGUUCCUGCACAAAGUGACUCUGUGUGAUGGGAAUACAUCUGAGAAGCCAGGCGAAGAAUCCAAGAGACCAAGGAAGUGGGAAAAUUCGUCCCAGCCUUUCCAAGCUGCCCCAAAUGCUGUGGGGCCAUUCCCUGGGCCAGAAGCUCCACCACCAGAGAUUGAAGCCUCACUCUGGUCCUAG